GAGAAUUUAGAAUAUAUGUGGUAUUGGAAAAACAGAUUUGAUGUUUUCACAGCUUUUGGGUUUUGUACAUUGCUCUUGUCAGUUAGGGUUAGCGCCCGGCGCGGUGUUGUGACGUCAUCAGCAAGGGCCCCACAAGUAAACGCAAGAAGGAGCGUCAUCAAGCGGAAGCCGCCACCUCGUUGGUCAGUCGUGAAGGUUUUAAACAUGGAUUUGCUGUGUGCUCCGCUGGGCUUGGGUGUCGUGGCAGGACUGGGCUGCGGGCUCCUCCUGGGUUGGCACCUCCGGGGACGCUCGGUCCCCACAUCCAAGAGCCUGAUGGCGGCGGUGGUUAACGGCACCGGUGAGGCGAGCGUGAUGGGAGAAGGGGGCGAGUUCAAGAUGAUCCUGGUGGUCCGCAACGACCUGAAGAUGGGCAAAGGGAAGGUCGCCGCCCAGUGCUCCCACGCCGCCGUGUCCGCGUUCAAGCAGGUGCAGCGCAGGAACCCCGAGCUCCUCAAGCAGUGGGAGUACUGCGGUCAGCCCAAGGUGGUGGUGAAGGCGCCCGAUGAGAAUGCCCUGAUCGAUCUGCUGGCGCAUGCCAAAGAAGUAGGGCUUCCCGUCAGCCUGAUCCAGGAUGCAGGAAGGACACAAAUCGCACCGGGGUCGCGCACUGUGCUGGGUAUCGGUCCAGGCCCGGCUGAUCUGAUUGAUAACGUCACCGGAGACUUGAAGCUCUACUAGAGUUCCCGCUUGCAGCUGUUGGACUUCCAUACAAUGUCUCUGUUGACAAAACAAUUUGCAACGUGAUCUAAGUUGAGCUACAAUGAGUUUAUAUUUUUCUAUGAGAACAAUGGACUCAGUUACAUGUCAACUACUUGUAGUUGUUAUCAAACAUGUUGUUUUAGAAGGCACUUGAGUCUUGGGUAUCAGUCUGGUUUUCUUUACUGAUAUUCCUUUGGCAGUGGCAUAAUCCCAGUACAGUCGUCAUGCUGCAGUCCUCCCCCCGACCAGGAAACAAAUUAAAAAUAAAUUCCAUCAA
This is a messenger RNA of Scophthalmus maximus (turbot), 1018 nucleotides long. RefSeq names its product peptidyl-tRNA hydrolase 2 (gene ptrh2). The transcript has 2 exons. Gene Ontology annotation, cellular component: cytosol; mitochondrion. Gene Ontology annotation, biological process: positive regulation of anoikis; negative regulation of anoikis. Bases 16 to 720 code for a protein of 234 amino acids. Lineage: Eukaryota; Metazoa; Chordata; Actinopteri; Pleuronectiformes; Scophthalmidae. Gene Ontology annotation, molecular function: peptidyl-tRNA hydrolase activity. The record is from RefSeq and is a predicted model, not a curated record.